CCAAGAUGGCUGCGUCCUAAUGAUAAUGCCCCUGAGUAGCGGGGAAGUUAACAUCGAGUUUUUUUUAAUUGCACAAAAAAGAUGAAAGACAAAUGUGAUACUUUGGACUUGUGUAAUAAUCUGCAAUUUAAGAUUAUUAACCACUGUCCGUAUUCUUGUAAAGAAUUUGUGAUUACUCAAAAAUUUCAUUUUAGAAAAUGGUUACAAACUUCCAUAAUUCUGAACGUGCUUGCGUUUGGGAUAGGGCUUCAUAAGCAGGAUAUUGUGAUUCUGUUGGUUGCACUAGGAUUAGUCCUUGUGAUUUUGUUUUUUAAACUACGUUCCAAGGUUGUAAAAGAAAGUUUGCUAGUCAUGGCUUCUAUUGGUGCCCAGACCACCACGACAUACGCCCUUGGCAAAAAGUGUUGUCAAUUUUAUGACUUAACCAGCAUACGGGAUAUUGUUAUAAAUGAAGGAAUCACAAUGCACAGUAUUAUAUUUUAUCUAGUACUCCUACUACGUGGAAGUGAUGCUCAGACAGAACCACAAAUUUUAGUUCCAUUGUUUAAGCACUCUUGGCCACCAUUGAGAUUCCUUCAACACAUAUACAGAGAAUCACAGGCUGUUAUUUGGAAAAAAAGAAAAACGAAAGACUCCUAGCAUUGAUUUAUGUAAUAUACAGAUUUAAAAAUGAUAUGUCAAAUGCAAAAAAAAAAAAGGAGCAAGUGAACUCUGUAAUCUCCAUGAUUACCCGACCAUUAGUGGAAAGUGUUACUGUAUCUUUUUACAGGCAUGUCUAGUGCUCUGUAUAGUGCCAAGAGCUAAAUCCAAAUGAAAAACAGACAUUGUGGAUGAAUCAAGAUGAUUGUACUUAUAUUCAUCUUACUUUUUAUACAUUAUUUGAACAUGAGGGAAUCUGUGGAUGCUUUUACAUAAGAAGCUGGGUGCAUUGUUUUUAACAUCAGUCCAUACAUUUGCCCAUGGCCAAACCUUGUCUGGCCAAUAAAUAAAAAACAAUGUGGUCUACGGUUGUCAUAUUUGGUAGGUUUGGCGUCACAUAUAGAUGACCAGUAGGUUGAAAGUCAAGGUCAUAUUGACCAUAAAAGAAAAAUUUUGUUUGGCCAAUUAAUAGAGAAUGGUUUGUCCUACGGUCCUCUUAUUUGAUGAAAAUGUUUGUCAUUACAUGUAGAUGAACCCUGUUGAUAUUGAGGCCAAAGGUCAAGGUAACAUUGACAUUGAACACAAAAACCUUGUCUGACCAGUAAACUGGGUGUGUGUGUAUUUUGCAGAUACCUUUUGUUAAGCCAUGUGACAACAGUGGCAUUAUAACGCAAGAAAGUACAAGUUUUGCAUACUAGCAUUAUAAUUAUCUCAUAUUUGGUUAAUCCUAGCCAAGCUUUCGCUUUUACUUAAUUAAUUUACUUGACGAGAUACUGUACUUAUUUCUGUUUUUAUUUUAUUAUAAUAUGAAGAAAGUAUUUGAUUUAAACUUGAACGCGCUUGUUUUUAAUGUCUUAUGUAACUGUUACUGUAGCAGUAUAAAUUUUACCAAAUGUAUAUUGUGCAGCAUCCGUAAUCCUGUAGUAAUGGAGAUAUUAUUUCAUGAUUGUGCUACUUUAGAAUGAUAUGGACAUGUAGUGUAACAAAUGCAAGUGAAAUAUGUAUUUGUAAUCCUUUACUGAAACAGUCUUGUCGUUAUACUUACAAAUAAAAUGAAACUUAUAUAAUGUA
Lingula anatina is the source of this 1710-nucleotide messenger RNA. Its product is annotated as coiled-coil domain-containing protein 175. Lineage: Eukaryota; Metazoa; Brachiopoda; Lingulata; Lingulida; Lingulidae. The record is from RefSeq and is a predicted model, not a curated record.